GCGGCUGCGUCAUCAUCAAAACAACUUAGCUAGCUAACUAGGUAGUGUUGCGAAUGUAACAGUCAGCAACACGGGCAAAACCAUCAAGCAUGACGAUUCUUUACAACUAGUUACCUCUGUUUAUGUGUUGUUGACACUAACUGUAUUAUUGUUGUAACAAAGGCGGGGGUUAGGGAAAGAAACCCCAUCUGUUAUACUUUUUUGAGGCCACACAGACUGAAACAGGACCUCGAUAUUGCCCGUUGACAGUAGCCGCAGGAAAGAGCUGCGGCAGCCGCGAAGGCUUCUGUUUCUGUCCGCUCUGCGAGGAGAGGCCAGAGCUCCCCACCUGACGCGGCUCGAGGGAGCGGCGGGCGUCCAGCCGGAGACACGGGGAGCAGGAUAGGGAAGCAGGGGGGAGAGGGCGCCGCGGGGCUGGCGGAGAAGAUGGCGGGCAGCCCCGAGAAGAGUGCCUCCGCGCAGGAGCUGAAGGAGCAGGGCAACCGCCUGUUCCUCAGCCGCAAGUACCAGGAGGCCGCCGUCUGCUACAGCAAAGCCAUCAACCGGAACCCCUCAGUAGCUGUGUACUACACUAAUCGGGCGCUGUGCUACGUGAAACUGCAGCAGUACGACAAGGCCUUGGCUGACUGUAAGCAUGCACUGGAAUUGGACAGCCAGUCAGUCAAGGCACACUUCUUCUUGGGCCAGUGUCACCUGGAGUUGGAGAACUAUGAUGAAGCCAUUGGCAACCUGCAAAGAGCCUACAACCUAGCGAAAGAGCAGCGGUUGAAUUUCGGGGAUGACAUCCCCAGUGCUCUCAGGAUAGCCAAGAAGAAACGCUGGAACAGCAUCGAGGAGAAGCGCAUCAACCAAGAGAACGAGCUGCAUGCCUAUCUAACCAAACUAAUCCUAGCAGAGAAAGAGAGGGAGCUGGAAAAUUUCCGGGAGAAGCAAGAGGACAGUUUGGAAGACAACAGAAACAGGAAUGAAAUAGCCAAGAUCCAGUCAAAACAUGAUAAGUACCUGUCAGACAUGGAUGAGCUCUUCUCUCAGGUGGAUGAGAAGAGAAAGAAGCGCGAGAUUCCAGACUACCUGUGUGGAAAGAUCAGCUUUGAGCUUAUGAGAGAGCCCUGCAUCACCCCCAGUGGGAUCACCUAUGACCGCAAAGACAUCGAGGAGCACCUACAGCGAGUUGGACAUUUUGACCCUGUUACCCGGAGCCCUUUGACCCAGGACCAGCUGAUCCCCAACCUGGCCAUGAAGGAGGUGAUAGACGCCUUCAUCCUGGAGAAUGGCUGGGUGGAGGACUACUGAGCCAGGGAAAUAGAUUUUUUU
Messenger RNA from Megalops cyprinoides (Indo-Pacific tarpon), 1314 nucleotides. RefSeq names its product STIP1 homology and U box-containing protein 1-like. Bases 427 to 1293 code for a protein of 288 amino acids. Gene Ontology annotation, molecular function: ubiquitin protein ligase activity; protein-folding chaperone binding. The transcript has 8 exons. Gene Ontology annotation, biological process: proteasome-mediated ubiquitin-dependent protein catabolic process; protein polyubiquitination; positive regulation of proteolysis. The record is from RefSeq and is a predicted model, not a curated record. NCBI's taxonomy places the organism in Eukaryota, Metazoa, Chordata, Actinopteri, Elopiformes, Megalopidae. Gene Ontology annotation, cellular component: cytoplasm; Z disc.